AGUCAUUACUAAUUACUCAGAUUCUUCCUAUUUCAAUUACUAGUCAAAUGCAUGCAAGAACAUUCCGCAUGCAAGCUUCUUAUAUAAAUAUUGACGAUCCUGAGAGCCAUAAUUCAUCAAAUAAAACAUUAACAUUCAAAUAAUAUUUUAGUUAUUCAUCAUGGAUCUUCAAUUCUUCUCCUUUCCUUUAAUCGGCUCCUUACUUUUAUUCAUCUUUAUGCUCUUCAAAUUAUACAAAAGAUCCACCGCAAGAAAUCGACCUCCAGGGCCGAAUAAGCUUCCUAUCAUUGGAAACAUGCACCAGCUUUACGGUUAUCCACCGCAUCGUCGCAUGCGAGAUUUGGCCAAAGAAAAUGGAGACAUUAUGAGUCUUAAGCUUGGUCAAGUUUCUAAUAUUGUCAUUUCAUCGCCCGAAGCUGCGAAAGAAGUGAUGAAAACUCAUGAUAUCGCCUUUUCUCAGCGGGCAUUUCUGCUAACGGCUAGUAUUAUAACGUAUAACUUUACAGACAUCGCAUUUGCUCCGUAUUCAGAUUACUGGAGACAGCUUAAGAAAAUUUGCAUACUCGAAUUGACAAGCGCGAAACGUGUUCAGUCUUUCAGACCGAUCAGGGAGGAAGAAGUGCAAAAUUUGAUUGGUACCAUUUCGUCCUUUUCGGGGAAGUCAUUCAACUUUAGUAAAGAGUUGUUUCCUUUAACCUACAGCAUUGCUGCUCGAUCUUCUUUUGGUAAGAAAUGCAAGGAUCAAGACGAAUUUAUUGCACUUGUUUCCGAAAUCACGAAAAUGGCAGCAGGAUUUAACAUAGCGGAUUUUUUUCCGUCGUUUAAGUUUAUAUAUGUGAUGAGCGGGAUGAGAUCUAAACUCUUGAAGCUGAGGGAGUCGGUGGACAAGAUUUUUGAAAACAUCAUUGAUAGUCACAGAGCUAAGAGGAAAACCGGCGGAGAUUCUGAUGAUGAUGAUGAUCUUGUCGAUGUUCUUUUGAGACUCCAGGCGAACGGGGAACUUGAAUUUCAAUUGACUACAGAUAACAUCAAAGCUGUGAUCCUGGACGUUUUCAUAGCAGGCAGUGAGACAUCAUCAACCACAGUAGAAUGGGCAAUGUCUGAAAUGCUGAAAAAUCCCGAAGUAAUGAAGAAAGCACAAGAUGAGGUAAGGAGUGUCGUCGGUGAGAAAGGAAAUGUUGAUGAAACAGAUCUUGAUAAAUUGAGCUAUUUAAAAUUAGUGAUCAAAGAAACUUUUCGAGUACAUCCUCCUACUCCAUUACGCUACAGAGAAUGCAGAGAAAAAUGUGAAAUCAACGGAUAUGAAAUACCAGCUAAAACCAGAGUUAUCGUAAAUGCAUGGGCGAUCGGAAGAGAUCCAAAUCACUGGACAGAAGCAGAGAAGUUUACUCCAGAAAGAUUUCUCGACAGUGCCAUUGAUUUCAAAGGAAAUCACUUUGAAUUUAUACCAUUUGGUGCUGGAAGAAGGAUGUGUCCUGGAAUUAUGUUCGGUAUUGCUAAUAUUGAGCUUCCGCUCGCACAAUUUCUUUACCAUUUUGAUUGGAAGCUUGGUGAUGGAUCGAACUCAGAAACUCUUGAUAUGGCUGAUGGUUUUGGUGCUACUGUUAGAAGGAAGCAUGACCUACACUUGAUUGCUAUUCCUCACCGUAAUUAACAAAACAUUUUUUUUGUUUAUAUAUUGGCUUAAUAGCAUAAAAAAUUCCAAACUUAAGCAUAUUUUGCAAAUUUAACAUGAAAUUCUAAUUUUAGCAGAUUUGGAUACUAAUUUUCAUUUUUUUGCAAUUUUAGACACAUGGAAAUUUCUCAUCAUCAGAAAAAUAUUGAUGUGAACGCUGGAAAAAUGUUUAUUCCAAUGUACAUAUCAAUAUUUUUUAACUGAAAUUCGCUCGAUGUCUAAAAUUACAAAAAAAAUGAGAGUUCAUGUAUUAAUUUGUCGAAUUUAAAAGUUUGUUUAAAUUUAUAAAGGGCGCUAAAAUUUAUAAGUUUUUUAAGCUAUCAAGCCUUAUAUAUUUCAUGCUUUUUUUGUUUUUUAAAUAUUUUUAGUAUAGUUAAAAUUUCUAUUUUUUUUAUGUAAUUGUAACAAUCCAUUGGCGAGUCUUGUGGAACUAAGCCUACCGAAUUUUGAUUUGUAUAAAAGCUAUUUUUUUAUUUCUUAUCUUAACCUUUUGUCUCAUUUGUUGAAAAAUUAAUAAUUUGUACGAAUUUAUAA
Molecule: messenger RNA, 2209 nt
Organism: Mercurialis annua (annual mercury)
Lineage: Eukaryota; Viridiplantae; Streptophyta; Magnoliopsida; Malpighiales; Euphorbiaceae
Product: cytochrome P450 726A27-like
Exons: 2
Coding region: 161-1654 (497 amino acids)
Molecular function (GO): oxidoreductase activity, acting on paired donors, with incorporation or reduction of molecular oxygen; heme binding; monooxygenase activity
Source: RefSeq, a predicted model, not a curated record